AUGGACAAAGGUCUUCACUUCGUGUUCUGUGUGGUUACAACCUUGCUGCUCCUGAGAGAAUCAUGCCAGACAGGAACUACAAGGAAUGAUGAUGCUAUGAGUAAGGGCUCAAGGGGAUCAGAAGAGGGUCUUCCAACUUUGACUGUCACAACAAUCCUGGAAGAUCCUUAUGUCAUGGUGAGAAGUGCAGAACUGGAGGGAUACUGUAUUGACUUGCUGAAAGCACUUGCUGCAAUGCUUCACUUCAGCUACAAGGUGAAGGUGGUGGGCGAUGGGCAGUAUGGUGCCGUCUCUUCCAAUGGGAACUGGACAGGGAUGAUUGGCGAAAUUUUGAGACGGGAAGCAGACAUUGCAGUGGCUCCAUUGACAGUCACGUCAGCAAGGGAAGAGGUGGUCUCCUUCACCACACCGUUCCUGCAGACUGGCAUUGGAAUCUUGCUUCGAAAAGACACCGUCUCUCAGGACGUGUCCUUCUUCCACUUCCUGGCUCCUUUCAGUAAGGAGACCUGGACUGGCCUUUUAUUUGCUUAUGUGCUGACGUGCUUCUGCCUCUUUCUUGUUGCCAGGCUGAGCCCCUGUGAAUGGAAUGAGCCAAAGAAUGAAGAGAACCACUUUACCUUCUUAAACAGCCUCUGGUUUGGAGCAGGAGCACUUGCCCUGCAAGGUGUCACCCCUCGGCCCAAAGCGUUCUCUGUACGGGUCAUCGCUGCCGUCUGGUGGCUGUUCACCAUCGCCUUGCUGGCUGCCUACAUCGCCAACUUCACCGCUCUGCUGACCUCUGGCACUGAGCAGCUCCCAAUCCAGACUUUUGAAGACCUGGUGAAGCAAAGAAAGGUUGAGUUUGGGACACUGGACGGUUCCUCUACUUUCUACUUCUUCAAGAACUCCAAGAAUCCUAUCCAUCAGAUGAUCUAUGAAUAUAUGGACAAGAGACGAGACCACGUUUUAGUCAAAACCUACCAGGAAGCAGUUCAACGUGUGAUGGAAUCAAACUAUGCUUUCAUUGGUGAAUCAAUCUCUCAAGACCUUGCAGCUGCCAGGCACUGCAAUUUGAUGAGGGCCCCUGAAGUUAUCGGAGCCAGAGGAUUCGGCAUUGCCACAACCCACGCAUCCUUGUGGACCAAGAAGCUCUCCAUUGCUGUUCUCAAACUCCGUGAAUCAGGUGAUCUCGACUACUUGCGUAACAAGUGGUGGGAGACCAGUUGCCUUCAAAAAAGUAGAGACAGAUGGAGUCCUCUGCAGCCCCAGGCUCUGGGUGGGCUCUUUCUUACUCUUGCAAUCGGCCUUGCAUUGGGAGUGAUUGCAGCUGUGGUGGAGCUCUCAAAUAGGAGCAGGCACGCUGCUGGACACGCAAAGAAAUCUUGUUGCUCCGUUUUCACAGAAGAAAUGUGCACUCGUCUACGUAUAAAAGAAAAUACAAGACAAAGCCAGGAGACUUCAGGGAGGGCUAAUGCUUAA
Messenger RNA from Balearica regulorum gibbericeps (East African grey crowned-crane), 1458 nucleotides. RefSeq names its product putative glutamate receptor. Gene Ontology annotation, molecular function: signaling receptor activity; ligand-gated monoatomic ion channel activity. Lineage: Eukaryota; Metazoa; Chordata; Aves; Gruiformes; Gruidae. The record is from RefSeq and is a predicted model, not a curated record. Gene Ontology annotation, biological process: monoatomic ion transport. Gene Ontology annotation, cellular component: membrane.